Diaporthe citri is the source of this 1287-nucleotide messenger RNA. RefSeq lists its product as uncharacterized. The coding region runs from base 1 to 1287 and encodes 428 amino acids. Gene Ontology annotation, molecular function: glycosyltransferase activity. The record is from RefSeq and is a predicted model, not a curated record. Lineage: Eukaryota; Fungi; Ascomycota; Sordariomycetes; Diaporthales; Diaporthaceae. The transcript has a single exon.
AUGACACCUUCUCAUUCACAAAAGUCCGGCUAUCAUUCCAGCGGGGCCCCCUCUCUAAAAGCUGCCAUGUUACAACAUGCACAAGUCAGACCGCCCCGUGGGACCACCCCCAUCCCUGCGUCCGAAGUGGACGCGCGGACUGACGAGGAAAUAUUGCGCUCAAUCACGGCCUAUAUCGAACCGACGGAUAGCGAGAAGAACAUGUGGGCUUACUGGCACACCGGCUGGGCCAACAUGCCCCCAUGGACCCAGCGCAACGUUGUGUACUGGGCGCGUAUCCUUGGACCGACGUGGACUAUACGAGUUCUGGACGGCACCCCUGGCAGCGCAAACUACUAUGAGCGAUUCGUGCCACAUGAAUAUCUUCCGGCAGCAAUGAGGGAUGGGCACAUGUCUGGACCAUACGUCGCCACACACAGUGCUGAUUUCGUGCGCCUCCCACUGCUGUUCCUAUACGGCGGGUGCUGGCUGGACGUGGGCGCCCUGCUUGUCCGGUCCAUCCAAGACAUCUGGGACGUGCUGGUGGACCCGGAACAAAGUUAUGAGUUUGCUGCAUUCACUUACGUGAUGCGCCCAGGAGAGACAAGCAUCAUCAAUACGUGGAUGAUGGGCCGCAAGAACAUGGAAUUGCUGCGCCGCUGGCACGCUACCUUCCUGCACGUGUGGGGCGACAAGUCGUCGUGCGAUGGCCUGCACAAGCACCCGCUCUUCUCACACCUACGGCCCCUCGAAAGUCUGACUCAUGGGCUGAAAACGGACGAGAACAACGAGCCCGUGGCCAAGACAGACAAGCUCAUAGACUACGGGGGGCAGGUCUACUGUCUGGAACGGCUCCGAGACCUCGUGGACCGCAAUGACGGCUGGGACGGACGCAAGUGCAUCGAAGAGAAAGCAUUUCUCCUACCGGCACUAAAAGAGAUGUGGUACUACCAGGAAAGGACAGGCUACCUCGGGUCGAAACAGCACGAGCUGUUAACCACUCGGACGGACGCUCCGGAGCCCCAUAGGAGUAAUGCCGAGGACUUCGUCAACGACAUGCUUGCCAACACGCUACUCAUGAAGUUUUGUCACGGGUUAAAGGACACGAUGGUUUCAAGCCUGGCUGAUAUCUGGGAUGACCCGGCUCACCAUGGCGACGACACCGCCAGUGGCACCUUUGCCGAGUACCUGCGCUGGGGCACGGUUCAUCUGCGCCAGACAAGGACCCUGAAAUCGGUGCCGCUGACACCGCCGACUGGGAAGCUUCAACGCGUGGCAAUGUUCGAGGCGUUCACCGCAGAGCAGUGA